Molecule: messenger RNA, 3129 nt
Organism: Cololabis saira (Pacific saury)
Lineage: Eukaryota; Metazoa; Chordata; Actinopteri; Beloniformes; Belonidae
Gene: ldb2a
Product: LIM domain binding 2a
Exons: 9
Coding region: 158-1330 (390 amino acids)
Biological process (GO): nervous system development; positive regulation of transcription by RNA polymerase II; negative regulation of transcription by RNA polymerase II
Cellular component (GO): transcription regulator complex; nucleus
Molecular function (GO): LIM domain binding
Source: RefSeq, a predicted model, not a curated record
ACUAGGCAGGCCAACUUGCAGAGUGCAGCUCAGCCUCGACAGCGGCUGCUCGAGCACUGGGAGUCCUCUCGGAGAGCAUCGCGCUCCUCAUGUGCGCUGCUGUGGCUGUUGCGCCCCCGCUGGAUGUUCAUAUCUGUCAGCCCGAGCCACCACCACCAUGUCCAACCCGACCCACGACCCGUUCUACUCCUCUCCCUUCGGACCCUUCUACAGGAGGCACUCGCCCUACAUGGUCCAGCCCGAGUAUCGGAUCUACGAGAUGAACAAGCGGCUGCAGGCGCGCACGGAGGAAAGUGACAGUUUGUGGUGGGAUGCCUUCGCUACAGAGUUUUUUGAGGAGGACGCCACCCUCACGCUCUCCUUCUGCCUCGAAGAUGGACCAAAGAGAUACACGAUCGGCCGGACGUUGAUCCCCCGUUACUUCAGCACAGUGUUUGAAGGAGGCGUCACCGAGCUCCACUACAUCCUCAAACACUCCAAGGAGUCCUUCCACAACUCCUGCAUCACCCUAGACUGCGAUCAGUGCACCAUGGUCACCCAGCACGGGAAGCCAAUGUUUACAAAGGUUUGCACAGAGGGUCGUUUGAUACUGGAGUUCGCCUUCGACGAUCUGAUGAGGAUCAAGACGUGGCACUUUACCAUCCGGCAGUACAGAGAACUCAUCCCCCGCAGUAUCCUAGCCAUGCACGCACAAGACCCUCAGGUGCUGGAACAACUGUCCAAAAACAUCACUCGCAUGGGCUUGACCAACUUCACCCUCAACUACCUCAGGCUGUGUGUCAUCCUGGAGCCCAUGCAGGAGCUCAUGUCAAGGCACAAGACCUACAACCUCAGCCCCCGGGACUGUCUCAAGACAUGCCUAUUCCAAAAAUGGCAGAGAAUGGUAGCUCCACCAGCUGGACACCCACAGAACUUCAAAACGGAAAUAUUUCCCACAAAUCACAAAAAAGGUCGCGCCAAAGCUGAGCCCGCCCGACAGACCACCACCAAGAGGAGGAAACGGAAGAACUCGGCCAGCAGCGCCAACAGCAGCGUGGGCACGGCCGCCAGCAAGAAGCGCAGUCCCGCCACCAACUUCAGCCUCUCCAGUCAGGUACCUGACGUGAUGGUCGUGGGCGAGCCGACCCUGAUGGGCGGCGAGUUCGGGGACGAGGACGAGCGCCUGAUCACCCGUCUGGAGAACACCCAGUACGACGCCACCAACGGCCUGGAUGACGAGGACGACUUCAACAGCUCCCCGGCCCUGGGAAACAACGCCCCCUGGAGCAGCAAACCGGCCAGCGCUCAGGACAGCAAGCCCGAGAGCACGGCGCCCCAGCCCUCACAGUAAAACCACACAAGUAAGACGAAAGACAGCAGAUCCUCGGCUCCACGUGGACCGGACUUGAUCCCCCCCUCUUUUCUUUUCCUUAAAGACAGUGCUUCUACGCCUCGUAACUAUGUACUGAAUCAGAAUUCUCGUCUGCAAAACCCACUGCUGGCUCGCCCGGCCCAAACUAAGUCCACCUGGGAUAUUGUCUUCUUCUAUGAAUCGAUGUAACAACUACAAGAACACAGAAAACUGGCUGCACUGCUCAGCAAUACCCACAGACGAGAAACGCGUACCGGCUGUAUGCAUCUUUAAUGUGAAAAUAGCAAAGGCAGACGGGGGUUUCUGUCCCUCCACCCCCGUUUUUUCUUUCUUUGGAAGAAUAAACUGAAACAAUUGCAGAUCAAGUUCUCUUCUUUGGACCCUCAGAUACAAACAUCUUGUCUGGUGGAAUACCACAGUUGUGAUUGGUUGACCUGCAGGUCACAAGUCAUCACGCUGACAGUAGACGUGGGGGAAGAAAAGAAGAAGAGCAAAAGCAACAAACGAAAUGUCUCAGAAAUGGAAAACUCGUGAAGGAAAGGUGGUUUUUAACAGCCAGCAGAGCCCAUUGAAGCAUCUCACCACAUUGGAGACAAAUGAAACGUUGUUUGAGGCAAUUGCAUUUUUAUUGGAAAUUCAGUCGGCUGUUGGUUUGUUUUCUUUGUUGCUUUUUAUUUUCAUUUCCAAUUAAGAGGAAAUAAAAGUUCUCCACUGAUAUGGACGCUUUUCAAACAAGGGGAAAUCGUCCUCGGAUUGUUUUUCCACAUUACUGCGGUCGUCACAGAUUGUAAUUUCAUGCAAACCAGUUUAGUUGUGUUUGUAGUCUAUUGGUAUUUUGCUUUUCUCUGAAUCCUUUGCAGUCUCAUUGUAAUUUUGCAGAUGAGUAUGUGAACUUUGCCAACAUGCAUUGAUGCAUUAUUGUCGUUGGGUUUUUUUUGUGUUUUUUUUUCUUUAUAUCUCCUCUAAAAUUGGACUCCGUUUCCCUUUAAUGACCUAUUCCCAAACUGAUACUUUAGCAUUUUCCUGCAUGAUUUUAUAGGAAUUUUAUUUUGUUUGAUAUUUGUGCUUUUUAAAAAUGCAUCAAUCGGAUUCUCCUUUUGUGUUCAUCAGUUUGGGAACACUGUAACAAAGUUUGUAGCUCUGUAAAUAGAGGUGGAAUCUAUUUUGUCCACUGUAAAUCAGCCACUGAAAGCAGUUUGGAUAUGGCAGCUGUUUUGUUUUCUAUCAGAGGGUCAGAUUUCUGUAGGGUGGUUUGGAUGGAACCUGGUGAAAAGUCUUUUGCGAUUCAACUUUUAAUGUCCCCUGCUCUCUCUAGCUAGUGCAGAACCAAAGCCACAAAUGUACCCAACAGCCACACGGUCAUAUCUACUGAGUGCUCUGAGACAGACGGUCGGAAGAAGAAACCAUAUUUACUUUUUUGCGAUUGAGUCCCAUCCACUCCACAGAAAUACUUUGAGAUCCCUGAGUUUUGUGUUCACAAGUGUUCUUUAAUCUUUCAUUGAACUGAUACUCCUGUAUCUCACUGAUCUCUUUUGUUGGACUUUUGUUUGAAAAUGGGCAAGAAGAUAAUUGCAGAUGUCUUUAUACAAUUGGAUCUAAUGGGUAUUUAUUUGUGCAUUUGUAAGGAAGCUAACACAUUUCUAAAUAUGUUUGAGCCUAGUAUUAUUAGACACCAUUUGUACAUUAUAUAGCAGAGGUGUUCAGUGUCAUAUCUGAUGUCUGGUAUGUAUGCUUUGCCAUUAUGUGUGCCAAUAAACCGUGCUUACAAAGAAAUUAAA